AUGACUUGGUCGGUAAGCAAUUGUUUCAUUAGUCUGGUAGUACUGUUCCUUUGGCAGGUCGAUGAAAUCGCAGAAACUUGCACUUGCAUGAUUAUGCUGCAUCCUCAACAGGCUUUUUGCAAUGCAGACGUCGGUAAGGCAAUUUUGGCAACAUUUCUUCUGGAGUUUCUCUUCACAUGUCGAUAGGCUGCGUACUACACUAUCAAUGCGCAUCAUGCAGAAAUGUUACGAAUGUUGUGGUCUUUGUAAUGUUAGCCUUUUUAGGACAUGAUCAUUAGGCCUAUAUUUACAUCUUCUCACAAGUAGUUACAUUAAGUCAGCAUUAACAGUAAAAUGGGCUACACCUGGAGUUUAUUCAUUACAGAUCUAACGAAACGGAGGGACCUACCUGAAUUUGUCCAAUAGAAACACUUGUUUACUUUUUCAGUUUGGAGUAAAUGGAAUUGGCGUAAUGAUUAAACCCCAGGUGUUAUAUUUUUCUCUAGGCCAGGUAUGGGCAACUCCAGUCCUCGCUCCUGAUUGCUGUCACUUUUGCCCCUGUUAACACACCUGACUCCAACAAUCAACUAAUCAUGACCUUCAGUUUAGAAUGCAAUGAGUUAAAUCAGCUGUGUUUGCUAGGGAUUGGUGUUAAAUGACCACUCACGCCCCCGAGGACUAGAGUUUCCCCAUCCCUGCUCUAUGCCUACAGAAUACUUAUUUGUCCAGAAGCUAAAUUAGUGUAUGUUGUGUGUGUGUGUAUAUAUAUGUGUUAAAAGUUAAUAUUUUCUUAUAUUUAACCUAAAGCACUGUUGUACUGUUUUUGUUUCAAAGCAAAUGUUCAAUUCAACAUGACUUCACAUACUUGACAUUUUACAGAGAACCCAUCAAAAUGACUAGGCCUACAUGGCAAAUGGGACUAGGCUACAUGUCUCAGCUAUUAUGUCACUGAUCUGUAAGAUGUACUCUCACUCAUUCAGGGUUUGGCUCAGUUUAUCAUGCGGCUAGGUUGGUUAACGGUUCUUCAUUCUACUAAGAGAUAUUUCCAUGCUUUUGUCUCGAGUUGAUAGCAGUGUUACCAGCACUUUACCAACUGCUUGAGUACAGGCACCUCUUAUAGGAUAGGUUAGUCCCUGUAAAACAUGAAUACCGGCAUUGUGAAAUUAAGAUGUACGCGCAGUCUGUCCUGUGCAGUAUGCUAAGGGCGGUUGAGUGUCUUGGACAGAACCCCGUCACGAGUGGCUAUACUUGACCUUUCAGAUCAAUUUAGGCCUACCUUGAAUCAGAUUACUGGUUCAGUUAGUGAAGAGGUGAAAUGACAUGCAACACAUUAUUCCCUGGGGACAGUUCCUGUUGAGUUUAUGGACAACCGUUUUAAGCGAAGAGAUGUCCUUCUUGGUAUAUUCUCCAAAAUGAUUGAGGGACACAUUGCGAGACAUGAGAAUGAUUGCUUUGGCUUUGCUGCUGAGGGCGUGAGCUCUGUUGGUAGAGCAUGGCGCUAAAGCCUGUGACAUCUUGGGUCUGUAAAGGAUUCCAUGUACUCUCAGAUCCCACAACACCCUGACUCCAUCAGUGUCUAACUGACCAGUAUACUGAAUGGAUUAUUUCAGUGGAGUUAAACCAUAUUUCUCUCUUCUAGUGAUCAUGGCAAAGGUGGUUGGAGUGAAUGUUGGGUCUAACACCAAGUAUGACAUCCAACAGAUCAAGGUAUGAUCAGCCUUUUUAUUAAGUGGUUGUUCCUUCCUGCACUGAAACAUUGAAGCCCCCUGAACCCCAGUCUGACAGCUAGUCCCAAUUCACUCCCGUCCCCCUUAGCUUCAAUGUUUGCAGAUAUUAAGGAUCUGGAUAAGUAUAAGCUGUGGUGCUUCCACCAUAUGAAAAAAAAAAAAAGGUUAACUUCUAUAGAAAUGCCUCUUGAUUUAAAUAGUAUAAAUUGUAUUAUUCAGUCGCUGUUCCAACUGGCCCUUGACUAUGGCAACAUCCUCUAUAUGAACUCUGCUCCCGCUUCAUUACAUUCUCUACCAGAAAGUUGGUUGGCCCUCUGUCACAGGUUGAUACAUUGCUAUGUUUUCAUUUAUAAAGCCCUUUUUUAAAAAUUCCCACUGUUCCUUACAUCAUUACUAAGACAUGAGUUAGCCAUCCCUGAGACUGGGUGUGGUAACUGGAAAUUCCUUUUGUCUCUACGGAGUUAGGUAAACCAGCUUUAAGUAUUUAUUUUUUUUGCACCUGAAUUUGUGAAACCAUCUUCCAAAUGUUCAAAUAUUUGUUUUGGUGACUCUCGGACAAUUCAGAAAGCUAUUUAUUUUAUUUUGAUGACCGUGUUCUUUCUGCUUGCAUUUUUGUUUUUUGAUAUGUUUCUGUAAUUCAGGGCUCCUCUGUAAAAGUGACCCUGGUUAAAUAAAAAAUGAUUGCUUGCAGAUCUGCAAACAUCAAAGGCUUAGUGCUGAGGGGAUGGGGUAUAGAGUGGGAAUUAGGAAAGACUGACAGUGCCUGAGAGCUGCAGUCAGUGCGGUUCAAAACUGUUUGACAGAUCCUUCUUUCUCUCGUGAUUGGCUAGAUGUUCAAAGGUCCUGACCGGGUUAUCCACGCCAUCUUCACUGCAUCCUCCCCAGCCGCAUGCGGCGUGACUCUGGAAACCAACAAGGAGUAUCUCUUCAUAGGUGCGGUUCUCACUACGUUACCCAAGUUCCAUUGACAGCACUGGUUAACCCUAUCAGUCCUGAGACCCCAGCAAAAAUCUACUUUUCAUUUAUCUGCAUGUCCAGCCCUUACAUUUAGCCUCGCUGAAGUGUUUUUUAUUUUCUUUUUAGGACAACCAGGGCUACAAGUGAAACGCAAAACAAUUUGACAUAAACCGUUGCAUUCAUGAGUUUUAUUGACCAAUGUAAAGAAAUAUUAGGUCCGCCAAAGCAAAAACCUGAUAAAAAUGAAUGUCAAUGCUGUAAGUACAGAAAUGUUUUGCUCAGUUGGAAAUUGAUAUCCAACUAGUCGGUGACAACUGUUUAGUGUUUGUGACAACUAUGUAAGCGUAUUACAUUACUGAAGACACUAUGUCCUUGGAUUUCAUAUGAUGUAUGUAGAAGAACAUACACAACUUGUGUAGCUUGUGCGCGUCAGAGCAAAAUAUGUUAGGUUUGUGUGUUAGCGUUUCAUAAAUGGCUUUUAAUAGUGACUCUACAGACGUAUUUGUAAAAGACCCUGCCCUUGGCCCCUUUGGGAUCUGCCCUGGUCUCACAAACCCCUCUCUACCUCAGCCCCCAUUAAUCACAAACUAAUGGUUGGUACCAGCGGAUGCAGUAGACAUGGACUAAUCCAAUGUUACAACCCAGAAGUGUGUAUCUCAAACACACUGUUUUAAAAGGGAUUAGAAGUCCAAAAACUGACAUUCACUUGGACUCAUUGGGUUAAACUGCUUAAAAUGCUUACAGCAUCAUGGCCUGCUCUAAACUAUUGACUUCACCUUGUAUAAGAAAACAAGUGCCUUAGAAACAAUACAUUCUCUGUACAUCUUCAAGUUACACUUUAUAAAAAUGUACAAAUGCUUACACGUUUACAAUUCAUUAAAUGAUUAUGAAACAAUGUUUAUAAUGCUUAUACAGUGUCUAUAGGAAGUCUACACCCCCUUUCAAAGUGUUCACCUUUUGAUGCCUUAUAGCAGGGGUGUAAAAGUAAUUCCAUGGAGAUUUGAGUGUCUGCAGGUUUUUCCUUUCAAUUAAGACCUAGACAACCAGGUGAGGAGUUCCUUACUAAUUAGCUGUGGUGGAAAAAGUACCCAAUUUUCAUACUUGAGUAAAAGUAAAGAUACCUUAAUAGAAAAUGACUCAAGUAAAAGUCACCCAGUAAAAUACUAGAUUUAAAAGUAUUUGGUUUUAAAUAUACUUAAGUAUAAACCAUUUCAAACUCUUUAUUAAACAAACCAGACAGCACCAUUUUCUUUUUUAUUACUUACAGAUAGCCAGGGGCACACCAACACAGCAUGUAUACUACAUGACCAAGUAUAUGGACACCUGCUCGCGUAACAUCUGUUGUGGAAAUUCUAACCAAUAAGGAGAGACUUUGUUAUUUCUUCAAAAUGAUAAUACUUUUAUCGAUUUUAGUUAUUGCAAAAACUCACUAUCUCCUGUCUGUAGGCAAGCUGGUGACUGGAAGGAUGUAUGCAACACAGUGUGGCUAUAAUAUGCCCUGGGAAGACUUGAGUGCCACGCAAAAGAAGUGCUUGACUCGCCGCUACCAAAGCGGCUGCAAUUGCAAGGUGUUUGUGUGAUGGGAAUUAUAGUGAUAUUACUGUACACCAAUAUUUAUACAGUACUUUUUCUAAAAGGAAGUAUACUACUCUGGUCACAUUGGUAAAACGCAUCAGCUCGAGUAUUGGGAUAAUGAUCUGUCAGUGAUCUUGGUCUUCUGUCUCUCUGCUCCAAUCCACAGAUCAUCCGCUGCACUUCCCUCCCCUGUCCGAUCAGCACCCCAGAGGAGUGCCUGUGGAUGGACUUGGGGACUGACAAUGGCCAAAACCUUGCCUGUAUCAAGAGGAGAGAUGGGUCCUGUGCCUGGAAGUAG
Molecule: messenger RNA, 4536 nt
Organism: Coregonus sp. 'balchen'
Lineage: Eukaryota; Metazoa; Chordata; Actinopteri; Salmoniformes; Salmonidae
Source: the annotation of a GenBank genome assembly